AUGAGGAAUUUCUUCCUCUACCUCCUAAUAAUUUCACCCAUUUAUGCAUCAAACGAAACUGAAACCACAGAAAUCUUCAAUGUAAUCAAAUUCACCAAUAAAUCCGAUUUCACCAAGACUUUGGCGCCAGGAAAAAUCGAUAUUCACUAUAAAAGUUUAAGCAUAAACGAUGCCCUGGAUCUUGCAAGAAUCUCAAUUUCUCUCCCAAAUCCUAAAGAUUUUCUAGUCUACGGCAAAGAUCCAAUAAUUGAGAUGAUGGUUUCGAAUGGAAGAGAUAGCCUAACUCUAAAUCUCCCUGUGAUUCAAAAUAAUGGCGAUUUAGCCUGGGAUGAGGGAAAACUUCUAAAUCCCCUUCUUCCAAAUGAUUUUGGCAGUCAAAAAAAGAACAAAAACCAACCGCAAACCCUAUUUAUCACUGUGCAAUCUCGUUUAAAUGUUGAAAUUCUGUACAAAAUCAAUAUUCGUUUCCUGGAUAGAUCACAAUAUGUUGUACGGUAAGCGUUGCGUGCGCGUCGCGGUCGAUAUUUUUUGUUCUUUAGGUGGAAAGAUGGUAAUUCUACGCACGAAUAUCUUCAUCAACAUUUAACAUUUGUGAAACCUAUUGGAUAUUAUAUAAAUGUUGUUGAGCAAAAAAUGUCGAAUUUGAAGAUUACACUUUUGUCGGAGGAUGAUAUAUGUGCUACCUUGGUUACAGUCCCGAAUAAUGUAGGGUUCGAAAAUCCGGUCAUUUUGAGUAUAAACAUGCCUAACCUGAAUUUUAGCUCUAGAAAUUUCAGAUUUCCGGUUUCAGAAUCUCUAGAACUCACAGUAGUUCUAGAAAUUCUGAUAGUUCCAGGAAAUCUGAAAUUUCAGAGCUAAGGAGAUGCGGAAGCUAUGCCCAAAUUUUCGUUUUUCAGCUCGAAAACUUUGAAAAAUCUAGAAUUUUCAGCUAAAAUUUAUGCCCAAUUUUUGUUUGGAAAAAAUCUAGAAAUGAAUAAUUUCCUUGUCCAAAAUUGUUUUUUGAAACAUGAAACGUGACCUAGUUAAAAAUAGGUGACGUGGAAAACUACAUUUUACUUCAUUUUCGAAUUUUAAAAAUCUAGAAACACGUGUGUUUGAGUUAUAGUAAGUUCAAGCUCCAAAUUCAAAGUGAAAUUUAGCUCUAGAAAUUUCAGACUUUCUGGUUUCAGAAUCUCUAGAUCUCUAGAAAUUCUGUUAGUUCCAGGAAAUCUGAAAUUUCAGAGCUAAGGAGAUGCGGAAGCUAUGCCCAAAUUUUGAAUUUUACAAGGGAAGUGCAUAAGGGUAGGUGUUGAACUUUUUGUGCAAUUUGGUACACAUAUAGAUUCGAACCUGCUGAUCUUGAACCUGUUUUCAAAAAUUGCCACAAGUGCACCCAAAUGGUGUUUUUCGCCAUCAAAAAAUCACCAUUUUUUUCUUCGUUUCAUAUAUCAAACAUUUGCAGGCAGAAAAAACAGGAGCGCGUAGCCGAGUGGUAAACACUCACGUCUUUGAAAUUUUAGGUUAUGGGAUCGAUCCCGCUCCAAGGCAAACUUUUUUUUCAAUUUUUUUUCAAAUCCAUUUAUGAUAACUUGUCAAAACACGUUAUAAUAUUUAUGAUAACUGGUCGCAAAUGUUUUGAUUUGUGGAUCAAUUCAUCUGAAGAAAAAAUGAAUUUCGCGACAUUUUUUGUCACGAAAUUGCAAUUCGUGAAACGACACGAAAUAAACACAAAAAUCUCAGAGAAAGCCGGCGACUAAUCGGCGACCAACAAGUUCGUCGCAAGUUCGUCGGCGAAAAUAGUGUGUGUUUCCCGGAGACGCAGACGAAAAAGUUUCAGGCGACUAAUCGGCGACUAAUCGGCGACUAACUUAUGAUUGGUCGCCGAUUAGUCGCCUGAAACUUUUUCGUCUGCGUCUCCGGGAAACACACACUAUUUUCGCCGACGAACUUGCGACGAACUUACGAUUGGCAGACGAUUAGUCGCCUGAUUUCGAUUCGUCGUAAGUUCGUCGCCGAUUAGUCGCCGGCUUUCUCUGAGAUAAAGGAGAAAUAUUAAAGGGACACGUAAUCGCUGCGAGACCCAACACACGAAAAAAGAAUUUCCUCUUUUAUUUUAUUAAUUUCGUGUGGUUUCGCGAAUUGCAAUUUCGCGACAAAAAAUGUCGCGAAAUUCAUUUUUUCUUCAGAUGAAUUGAUCCAUUGGAAAAAAAUUAGUGAAUGUUGCGUUCAAAAGGCAGAUGACUUUUAUUUUGAAACAAAAAAGACCAAUAAGAAUGGAAUGAUCAAGAGAGCUAGCCUGGAAACGAUGAAUAAAAACUUUCAAUUCAUAUCUAGUGCAAAUCAGCUGGAUAAACUCCGAGAAUUUCAUCGACUGGGGAAAUUUUUUCUAGAAUUUUUUUUCUGACGAAAGUAUUUUAAAGGUGAAAUUUGAACGGAAAGAUGAAAUGAUCUCCAUUUGAUAACUUCUGAAAAAUGUUCUGAAUUUUUUUAAUGGUUAUGUUUCCAUGAUUUUGUUUUUUGUUUUCAUAAAUGGAUUUGCAAAAAAAAUGGAAAAAAAGUUUGCCUCGAAGCGGGAUCGAUCCCAUAACCUAAAAUUUCAAACGUGAGUGUUUACCACUCGACUACGCGCUCCUGUUUUUUUCUGCCUGCAAAUGUUUGAUAUAUGAAACGAGGAAAAAAUGGUGAAUUUUCGAUGGCGCCAAACUGCUUUUGGGUGCACUUGUGGCAAUUUUUGAAAACGAAUUCGAGAUCAGCGGGUUCGAAUCUAUAUGUGUACUAAAUUGCAGAAAAAGUUCAACACCUAACCUUAUGCACUUCCCUUGUUAGCUCAAAAACUUGGAAUUUUCAGCCAGAAAUUUAGCAAUUCCAGCUAAAAUUUAUGUCCAAAUUUUGCCGGAGAAAAAUCUAGAAGUUAAUAAAUUUCGAAACGUGAAACGUGACCUAUUUUCAAAAUUAUUGACGUUGAAAACUACAUUUUCAUUUCAUUUUAGAAUUUUAGAAUUUUAGAAACACGUGAGUUUCAGUAAGUACUAGCUUCAAAUUCAAAGUGAAAUUUAGCUCUAGAAAUUUCAGAUUUCCGGUUUCAGAAUCUCUAGAACUCGAAAAGUUCUAGAAAUUCUGUUAGUUCCAGGAAAUCUGAAAUUUCAGAGCUAAGGAGAUGCGGAAGCUAUGCCCAAAUUUUCAUUUUUAGCUCAAAAACUUGUGAAAAAUCUCGAUUUUCAGCUCUCAAUCUACGAAAAUUCGGAUCAACUCGAAAAAUUCGAGCGUCGUCUAACUCUAACCCGCCGUGCCGAUGUAUAUUUCUCCGAAAAUGAGUUAUCGCAACUCACAGAUUUCCGAAUCUUUGUUUUCGUCAAUCGGAAUGAUCAAGAAUGCGAUUCAGAAGCUGCAAAUCAUCGAAAAGAUCAAAACCGUGCAAAGAAAUUGAGCUUCUUCUUCGAAAAAAUCGAUAAAUCCUCGUAUUUUUUGCCGAUUUCUGUGAUGUUUUUGGUGUUUUUAGCGCCGAUUUUUGGAGUUGCUGGAUAUUUUUGGAUGACAAAAGUGAAUAAAAUAAUAAUAAGAAGUGGUGGAAGUGGAAUUUUGAUUCAAUUAAAUAAUAGUUCUGAUAUUGAAAGUGAGUAAAACUUGCUGAAAAUUUCGAUUUUCAGUAAAAAGUGAUUUUUAGCUCUAGAAAUUUCAGAUUUCCUGGUUUCAGAAUCUCUAGAACUUGAGCAGUUCUAGAAAUUCUGUUAGUUCCAGGAAAUCUGAAAUUUCAGAGCUAAGGAGAUGCGGAAGCUAUGCCCAAAUUUUUCAGAUUCCACAGCUCCAGAACUCCCAGAACUCCCAGAAGUCGAAGAAUUUCCCACCCAACCAAAUUUGCUCCAAAGUUCAAUGCUCAAAUAUCCGCUUGCAAUAAUUUUGCCAAUUUUCAUGCACGCCAUCUCAGAAUAUCACAAAUUCACGCAAACAUCGAUGGCAAAUCGCGACGAGAUUUGUUUUCAUAACUUGGCGUGCGCAAAACCAUUCUGGGAAUUUCGAGCAUUCAAUAAUAUUCUGAGCAAUUUCGGGUAUUUUGUGUGCGGAAGUGUUUUUGUUGGAUUUACUUUGGUGAAAAAGGGACAGAUGGUGGGUUUUGGAGUGAAAAAUCUCAUAGAAAAUUGAAAUUUAGCUCUAGAAAUUUCAGAUUUCCGGUUUCAGAAUCUCUAGAACUCACAGUAGUUCUAGAAAUUCUGUUAGUUCCAGGAAAUCUGAAAUUUCAGAGCUAAGGAGAUGCGGAAGCUAUGCCCAAAUUUUGAAUUUUAGCUCAAAAACUUCUGGAAUUUUCAGCCAAAAAACAGUGGUGUCUACGAUUGUUCGGAUUUGGAUGUUUUGAUUGGAUUUUUGUUGGUUUUGCAGUCGAUUGGAAGCAGUGCUUAUCAUAUUUGUCCCAAUGUUUUGGCUUUUCAGUUUGGUGAGAUUUUGGCGGGAAAUUUGGGUUUUUCAGUGUUUUUUAGCCUAGAAUUAAGCUGAAAUUAAUAAUUUUAAGAUUUUUUUGGUUUGAAAAAAUUCACUGUUUCAAAAAUUUCAUUUAAAAUUUUGGAAAAUUGAAUUAAUUAAUUGUUUUAUGCAACUCGUUUUCAAAUAGAAAAAAAAAUAUAUUUUAAGCCUAAAAUUAACCUGAAAUUAUAGAAUUCCAAGAUUUUUUAUUUUCAAAAAUUCACUGUUUCAAAAUUUUCAUUAAAAAUUUUUGAACAAUUGAAAAUUCUUAUUGUUUAUGUUAGUUUUAAUCAUGAUUAAAUAAAUAAAUUUUGUGACGUCGUAAGCUGUUUUAGACCUGAAAGUUGGAAAUUCUCAGUUUUUCCUCGCGAAAUUUGAAUUUUUCAGUGAUUUUUAGCCCAGAAUCACUCUGAAAUUAAUAAUUUUAAGAUUUUUUGGUUUGAAAAAAAUUCACCGUUUCAAAAUUUUCGUAAAUAUUUUUGAAAAAUUGAGAGUUUUGCUAUUUCAGAUAUACACUGUUUUAAUUUAUUCCAUGAAUUUUUAAAAUACAUUUUUGCCACGUCAUAAGCUGUUUUCGACCUGAAAGUUAGAAAUUCUCAGUUUUCAUCGCAAAAUUUGAAUUUUUCAGUGAUUUUUAGCCUAGAAUUAACCUGAAAUUAAUAAUUUCAAGAUUUUUUGGUUUGAAAAAAUUCACUGUUUCAAAAUUUUCAUUAAACAUUUUUGAACAAUUAAAUUAAUCAAUGAUUUCAUAUGCCUUUUCCAAAUAAAAAAAAAUUAUUUUCAGCCCAGAAUUAACCUGAAAUUAAUAAUUUUAAGAUUUUUUAUAUGAAAAAAAUCCGCUGUUUCAAAAUUUUCAUUUAAAAUUUCGGAAAAUUGAAAUUUUAGUAUAUCAAAUGCUAUUCAAAAAAUAUCUAAAUCUCAAAAUUUUGAAUUUCAGCUUGAAAUUUCCCAAUUUUUCAGACACUCCCUGCAUCCAAAUCAUCUCCUGCCUAAUAAUAAUCCGUCAAUCAAUAAUUCGCCACAAAUCUCCAUCUCCACACAUUUCCAACGCGAUUUUUGUUGGCGUUUUCGCCGCGAAUUUCGCGAUUUCUGCACUCGCAAGCUGGAUUUUUGUGCGAUUUGCUAUCGCAAUUUUUCAUUUUUCGACGAUUUUUGCGAUUAUUCGAUGGAAAUUGAGAGAAACUGAGCAUUUUUUGGUUUUUUCGGCGAUUUUUGGAAUUUUGAAUGCGGUUUUGGGUGAGUUUUCGACAAAAUAUUGAUGUUUGAUAUCACAAAAUCACAAAUUUCCCAUUUUCAGCCCUUACCUACCUGAUUUUCACCAAAAUUGUGCAUCUAAAUCAUAUUUUGACAUUUUUAACCAUUUUCAACUGCACAGCAUAUUUGCUCUAUUAUACACUGAUGAAAAUUUGGAAAAAUGAGGAGAUUUUGAAGAAGACGGCGAUUUUUGGAGGAUUGGCUGUGGUUUUUUGGGGGUUUGCUAUGGUUUUUUAUCUACAAGGAGAUAUUGAUUGGACGGUGGGUUUUUUGAGCCGAAAACCAUGAAAUUUGGAGCAUUUUGAGCCCGGAUUCGAUAAAUUUGGGAUUUUUGGAGCAUUUUGUGCUCAAUUUUUGAGAAAAUCUGAUUUUUUCAAGCCUAAGCUUAAUUUUGGCUGAAAAUUCGGGAUUUUUUGAGCCAGAUAUCAUUUUUGGAGCAUUUUUGGCUCAAUAAAUUCAAAAAUCAUGAAAUUUGGAGCAUUUCUAGCCCGGAUUCGAAAAAUUUGGGAUUUUUUGAGCCAGAUAUCAUUUUUGGAGCAUUUUUGGCUCAAUAAAUUCAAAAAUCAUGAAAUUUGGAGCAUUUUGAGCCCGGAUUCGAAAAAUUUGGGAUUUUUUGAGUAAAAAUUUAUUUUUGGAGCAUUUUGUGCUCAAAAUUUGAGAAAAACUGAAUUUUUCAAGCCUAAGCUUAAUGUUGGCUGAAAAUUUGAAUUUUUUGAGCCAGAUAUCAUUUUUGGAGCAAUUUUGGCUCAAUAAAUUUAAAAAUCAUGAAAUUUCGAGCGUUUUGAGCUCGGAUUUGAAAAUUUCGGGAUUUUUUGAGCCAAAAGUUAUUUUUGGAGCAUUUUGUGCUCAAAAAUGAUAGAUUUUCGAUAAUUUUGAGCUGAAAUUUGAAAAAAUUCGAUUUUUCUAGAUAAAAAUUAUGAAAUUAAGAGCAUUUUGAGCCCGGAUUCGAUAAAUUUGGGAUUUUUUGAGCAUGAAAUGAAAUUUGGAGCAUUUUGUGCUCAAAAUUUGAGAAAAUUCAUGAAUUUCUAAAAAUUCAAAUAUUUUUGACCCAAAAACCUGUGGCGAAAAUCAUGAAUUCUGAGCUUUUUUUUUCCCCAGAAAAAUUUACGUUUCAAAAUUUUCACAUAUUUUUUUCGUGAUUUUUCGAAAUCAAUGUUGCUCCAUUGACUAAAUCCCUUCUACAUGUAUUUUUGGCACAAAAAUCGUCCCAAAUUCAAAAUUUUUCCAGAUUUCUCCAGCCAAAUCACGGGCCCUUAACAAACCUUGCCUAAUUUUUGACUUUUUCGGAUCUCACGACAUGUGGCAUGUUUUUAGCGCAUUUGCAACACUUUUCACAUUUUUCUAUGUUUCACUUGUUGAUGAUAAUCUGAGCAAUGUUCCCAGAAAUUGUUUGAAUGUUUUUUAA
Messenger RNA from Caenorhabditis angaria, 7093 nucleotides. Lineage: Eukaryota; Metazoa; Nematoda; Chromadorea; Rhabditida; Rhabditidae. The record is from the annotation of a GenBank genome assembly.